UUGCAAGGCACUAAGACCCAGUGGAGAGCAGGGGAGGCUGGGUACUGCCUGCCCACCCGCCGCCUGCUCUGCACAUCUCUGCGGUUCCUCUGGCGGAGACGGGGCCCCUCUCUCCCUUUCAUUUUCUGCUCACUUUCUGCCUUCCCAAUGUGGAGGGAGGACUUGGCUAGGAGAGAGGCGAGGGGACGGAGGUGUGUGCGGUGUUUGAAGGGAAGGAGAGAGGCGGGUGGUCAGCAUGAUGACGAGAUGAAAGGGGCCAGAAAGCUAAACAGGUCGGCUGUGCCUCAACAGACUGUGAACCUGCACAGGAGGAAGCAGCCCUCUCCAGACGGAGGUCCUUUCUAGCUGAGGGUAGCUUUUUGGAAAGAGGAGAACACAUUCAGAAUAAGCUGAUCCUCAAGUUGGUGAGAGUUUACGUGACCAUCUACAGGACUCCAGGCUAAAAUCCACGUGGUUCUGGGCCAAAGCGCUUCCAACCACCAUGCCUGAGAUCACCACCUGAGCUUCUCAGUGACUCCCUACAACGGGAGAGGAUGGGUGAUGGGCCUGUGAAAUUCAACAAACUCUCUCCUCAUCAUCCCAUCCUCUCAUGGAGCAACCUGUCACACCAAGCCCAAACUGGAACACAACUCUAUCCACGUUUCAAGCCUCACUGCCAAACAUCUCCAAUGGGACUGCAUCCUUUUCAAACACCCAACGAGGGAUAGAUCUGAAUCAGUCCUUGGCACUGUGUGCUAUGCUCAUUAUGGACGUUCUAGCAGUGGUGGGGAACUUGGCCGUUAUGGUUGUCAUCACUAAAUCACCACAACUACGUAAGUUUGCCUUUGUGUUUCACCUCUGCCUGGUGGAUCUGCUGGCAGCUUUGUUGGUGAUGCCUCUGGGAAUGGUGUCGGACCGGAUCCUCGUGAAUGAAGCAUUGUGUCGGAGCUACCUAUGCUUGAGUGUGUGUUUAGUGAGUGCUGCCAUACUCACCAUUUGUGCCAUUAAUGUGGAGCGGUACUACUACAUUGUCCACCCCAUGCGACAUGAGGUUAAGAUGACAGUCGGCGUGGUGGUGAUGGUACUGGUGGGAAUCUGGAUAAAAGCCGUUGUCAUGUCAAUACUGCCCCUGCUAGGAUGGCUGCUCCAGGGAUCCCCAAAUGUCGGGUCUCCCGAUAUCCUCUUUCCUGGUCAGAGACACUGUUCCCUCCACUGGACAGGAGGCAGGACCACACGCCUUCUUUUCAUGGCCUUCUUCACAAUCAUCUAUUUUCUUUGUCCCAUGCUGAUCAUCCUGGUGGUCUACUGCAAUAUGUUCAAGGUAGCCCGUGUUGCAGCCAUGCAUCGUGGACCCCACCCUACUUGGAUGGACACACCACGACAAAGGUCUGAGUCUGUCAGCAGCCAUUCCACCAUGGCAGCCAGCCUUGGAGGGAUUGGUGCCCGUGCAACCCCUCAAAGGACCUUCAGCGGUGGGAAGGCUGCUGUGGUUUUUGUGGCAGUGGGAGGUCAAUUCCUCUGCUGCUGGCUGCCAUAUUUCUCUUUCCACCUCUACUCAGCUAUUAUGUCUGCCCCUCCUGCCUCACUGGACCAGCUGGAGGAUGUGGUCACGUGGAUUGGAUAUUUCUGCUUUACCUCCAACCCUUUCUUCUAUGGUUGUUUGAAUCGGCAGAUUCGUGAGGAGCUGAGCCGCCACCUGGCUUGCCUUUUCAAGAGGACUGGACCUAGUGAAGCCGAGCAGCUGCCCAGCCGUGAGGCCUCUAUUGAGGAGAACUUUUUGCAGUUCCUUCAGGGCACUGGAUGCAAUCAGGAGCCCUGCAACUCUCACAGCAGACCCAGCCCCCAAGAGCCAGAGACUGAGGGCCUUCAGGAAUCAGCUGUUGAGCAGAACACGCCAGCUGACUUCCACAUCCCAGGGCAGAUCCUUGAGGAAACCGCAGAGUUCAUACAGCAGCAGCAACAGCUGAACAAUGAGCUUCGUGUGUCAGAGAACUGCUGCAAAACUGUACCAGAGCUGUAGCUGCCUCGUGUACUGUUCAUUUUGCUAUAUCAUAAUCAAAUAAAUAUGUUUAGUUUUGUUCUUAUUUUCUAGUAUUUCUUGUUCAUGCUGCAAGAUGCUCUUAGGAUAAAAGUCAGUCAAACUGCAAAUCAUGGUAUCUUCUUUGAAGAAUUGAAAUGAUGUAGCUUACAGUGAAAGAUACAUUUGCAUCAUUUUAUUGCAGCAUUACAUAUUUUUUGUGAGCCAUACUGUGUAAGGCUGUUGUGCUCUGUGUUAUGCCAGAAACAAAACCCCUGAUGUGUUGGUUGAAGUUCAAUGGCAGUUACAAACUUCACGAGGCUCUGAAAAUGAUCAAAAGUAAACUUCAGGGUAAAACGUUUUCAUGGAUUUUAAAAAAACUGUCAAAGCCACAAGUCUAUCUUUGUUCUGAUGACUACCUUCAACAAGUUCCCCUUACGUACCCAUUUAAAAUGAGAUUUACCAUUCACAAUCUAACACAACCCUUUAAAUCAUCAAAACGAUGUCAGUCAUAAUCGGACAAACGCACAACGCUGUCGCUGUCACAUUUCUUUUAUGUCAAACAUGAAGUACUUCCAGUUGUUGCUUGUACUGAAUUUGUGUUCACUUUGGUUUGUGUCUUAAAAGUUGAAAAGGCUCCUGGACAAUCUCUUCCUUGUGACUUGUUGAUACUAAAAGCUCUGCAGAUUUUUGCAGUGACUCUCUUAUAAUGAAACAAAUACAUUUGGAACUGAGUCAUCACAUCUAAAAAUUUGUUGUUUUUUUAUUCAGUAUGUGGGCUUUUUUUGCUGCCAGUUUAUUUUGUGAAUGACAGAUCUGUUGUCAUGUAUUAAUUCCUUUUCCACAAUCAAAACCAAAUCUGAAAAGCAUUUCUCAUUAUAAAGGAGAGAGGUUUCAGAAUAUUCAGACGCAUUCAACAAAUGUGUCUCAGAUUGGAGUAUCCACUCUGCUGAAAAAGGUUGUUUCACUGCAGCUGCUGCUGGUAUUUAUGAUAAACAGGCUCACCGAGUAUUUUUAACCAUUUUUCCAGAAUGUUAUUAUCAUGUUUAUCUGUUCUUAGUCUUGUGAUUAUCACCUCCUUACCAAAAUGGGAGACUCGUGAUUUCAGCUCAAAGACAAACAUUGUGGCUGGUUUAGUUUGUUUGACUGUGGUGGUGUUCAGGGUUUUUGGGCUUUAACGUUAGCAUGCCGACAACAUUUGGUAUAACUGCUCAUCGUAAAAUAUUUCGGACAACCAGUUCCCAUUACCCUGUGAUGUCUGUUUACAGGUAAACACUGGCGCAAUGUGAGUGCUCUUGUGUUUGUGCAAUAAACAACCCGGCUUGUUGUGGCUAUACACAGCACACAGGUGUGACAAUGCUUACACAUGGCUUUGCUUUGCCUUUGGCCUCUUUUACCAACUAAUGAAAGACACUGGAAACACUUUCUCCGAUCUCAGGUGGAAUACAAACACUUUGCACAAGUCACAUGAGCAGUGACAAAUGUUCCAAAGACGACUAAAAAGUCACAAAUCUGUAAAAGCAAAAUACUUGGCUCUCUUUUUAUACUUGCUCUUUCCGGCUGCCUUAAUCUAUUUUGGACUGCCUCAUAUGGGACGGUUGGCAUGAUCACAAGACCUUCAACACAAGGCAUACACGGAGGGUCCAGAGUUUGCUGGGAGUCAGAACAACAAAAAGGUCCCUUUGUCAGAAGAAUACAUAACAUCCUUAAUUUUUCCUGCUGUUUUUCCCGGACUGCUUUUUUCAGUCGGUGCUGUCUUUUCAUAUUGUUUUAAAAUGCAGAAUUUUGCACCAAUGCAGCUGGAAAUUAUUUGCUGUCAAAUCAGCAGAUAACACUGAGCAAGAAGAAAUCACAGUCCUCUGUAUCACGUGUGUUUUAAUUAAUCUAUUGACUAAAAUGAUUAUGCAAACUCAUUUUACACAAAGACAAAAACUGCCUUGUUUCUUUUUGCCACCAGCUCCCACAAACAACGGUUUUAUCUGCUCAGAUUGCCGCCAAAUUGCCGCGAACAACCUCAUGAAUCGCUUUGAGCUCUGUUUCUGCCACCAUCUGUCACAAAGAUAAAGAAAUAACCUAUUCUUGAAGGUUAAAGGUGACUUACAAUUCCAGAUUUGAAGAAUAAGCAUGUACCUUUUUGACAUUCGUUUCUAGUUUUCUUUUUUACAUGGUGAAUUGCCAGCAUGGUGGUUUUCCUUUUCUGUUUCUCUUUGUUGUACCAAAGCUGGAAAGACUGUUUUGAUGCUUUCUCUUCUAUUGGUCAAGAUUCCCCCUGUAUAUUUCCCAUGAGCUGAACUCAUUAAAGACACAG
This is a messenger RNA of Menidia menidia (Atlantic silverside), 4304 nucleotides long. The record is from the annotation of a GenBank genome assembly. NCBI's taxonomy places the organism in Eukaryota, Metazoa, Chordata, Actinopteri, Atheriniformes, Atherinopsidae.